This is a messenger RNA of Punica granatum (pomegranate), 692 nucleotides long. The record is from RefSeq and is a predicted model, not a curated record. Lineage: Eukaryota; Viridiplantae; Streptophyta; Magnoliopsida; Myrtales; Lythraceae.
AAAGUUGGAAACUUUGUGCUUCGUAUCUUUUUCCUUGCGGGACUUCUGUCUUCCUCUCCAAGUUUUCUUCUUGGAGAAGAAAGGCCCUCUUCCGCGGAAGGUUGUGUCAUCUCGUCGCCAUCUUCAGCAGCUCUAACAUGGGAUCCAUCAAUAGAUGGCUGAGGCCCGAGGUGUAUCCGCUGUUUGCAGCAGUUGGCGUUGCUGUUGGUAUCUGCGGGAUGCAGCUUGUGAGGAAUAUCUGCACCAACCCAGAAGUGAGGGUCACUAAAGAGAACAGAGCUGCCGGAGUUCUCGAUAACUUUGAGGAAGGUGAGAAGUACUCACAGCACGUUGUCAGGAAGUACGUCCGCAACAAGCAACCUCAGAUCAUGCCGUCCAUUAACAACUUCUUCUCCGACCCAAAAUAAAGAUCCCUCGCCGAGAAAUCUCUAAAUACGUGAGCCUGAGAAAUUCUUCCCCACCAUUUAUCAUGGCUCCCGAGAUCAUCAAUCGGGUUGUAUUUAUAAUGCAGCAGGACAAAAGAUUUUUUUUUUCCCCUCUUCUUUUUUCCCGGGCGAACUGCGAAGAUCUGAGGAAGUGGCAGGUUGUGAACUUCUGAGGAUUAUAUGAUGUGAUCUCAACCUUCAAAAAGAAGAAAAAGACAACAAAGUUUGGAAAUUUCCAGAUUUGUCUAUUCAAUUUUUCAUUGUUCA